CUCGCUUCAGGGCGUUGCCGAUUUGUUUUGUUGUAGCUUUCUUGUCAGUAGUUCCGCAAAUAGCGCACACAGAAGGGGAGAGAAUGUUAGCGCGCCCGAGUCUGGAAGAAUACUUGUACGCCGCUGGCGUCCUCGUUCCUGGUGCGGAGGAGGUCGAGAAGAUCAAGCACCAAUAUUUGUCAACCGACUUUGCCAACGGAGGUUUCGGCAAGUCGUCGGGCUCGACCUCACGAUAUAGCAGUGGCACGAGCACAAGGGAACCUCUCGCGCCCAACUUUCGUCCAGGCGCGGCUUAUCCGACCGAACAUGGCCCCGCAGGGCCUUCAGUUGCAAACGCCAGAGGCCUCCAUGCACCGCCAAAUGUGGCUUUACACCUAGGGCCUGCGCAAAGCGUGCUGGGUGCCCCGGCUUCUCGUGCGCAUUCGCUAGGCGCGGCUGGCUUAUCGCACAUAUCGCCCGUGUCACACUCGCACACUCAAUCAAGAAGCUUUUUUUAUCCCGGAGUUCAACAGGAUUCUGCACCUCAAAGUCCGGCGCAGCGCAUGGGCACAAAUGCGCGUGACGAAAGAGCCUGGCCAGUCGUGGAUCUGCGAAACGGUCCGGCGCGUGAGGCGGAAGACCAUUCGGUCCGCAGCGCCGACACUCACCUUCGUAGCUUUGCCGCCGAAGCGCCACGCAGCAAACUCACGGGUGCCUCGUUGACUACCACUGCGGCGGCAACGCCCACGGCAACAACGCCUGGCGUGGACGUCCUUGCAUUGCCCGUGGACCAGCCCUCCUUCGCACUUGAUGACACGGCAAAGCCGGGAGCAGACGGCAUUCUCGAGAAAGCGCGCGCCCACAUGCAGCGGCAGGACCAGUUGAGGCAGAGUGCCGACGCGUUGAACCUUUCCGUCCUUGAACAGGAGCUGCGAAGGCUGCAGUGUCUGGCGGAAUCUGAACAAGAUCGCGCACAGGCACUUGCAGUCGAGGUGGAGACACUGCAAAGCGAGCGAGAUCGAUUGGAGAUGGAACUAAAAAAACAGGAAGUCACCGCGAAGGCUUCGAUACACGAAAAGUAUUUUGCGUGGCAGCAAGAUAGCACAGCAGCCCGUAUCGAAGAGCUGGAACGCAUUGUGCAAGAGAAAGACCAAGUACUAGUAAGCCAUUUUCGUGUAUGACGCUGUAAAAUUGAUUUUUGUGAUGUUGUAGCAGGUCUGCUUAGGGUAAUCUGGUCCCGAUCAAUGAACGACGCUCCAUUGAAUACUUGCUCUUGCAACUACUUUUUAAUCACCAUUUUUCUGUUUGCUAUGCGAAGCCGAUCAGACCUUUGCGAAGUUGAAAGGAUCUGCGCAGAGCCGAUAAGCGCUUCGCGAAGCCGAUGAGCAACCGAUAAGGGCUUCGCGAAACCGAUAAGGAACCGAUAAGCGCUUCGCGAAGCCGAUAAGCAGCCGGUAAGCGCUUCACGAAACCGAUAAGCAACCGAUAAGCGCUUCGCGAAACCAAUAAGCAACCGAUAAGCGCUUCGCGAAGCCGAUAAGCAACCGAUAAGCGCUUCGCGAAACCGAUAUGCAACCGCUAAGUGCUAAGCGAAACCGAUAAGCAGCCGCUAAGUAGCGCUUCGCGAAACCGAUAUGCGUUCUGCGAAACCGGGACGCAACCGGGAAGUAGCCGAUAAGCGCUUCGCGAAACCGAUAAGCCUUUUGCGAAACCGAUAGGCGCUUGAGCCGAAAAACACUUAAGGAACACACGGGCGAAACACUUAGGGAACACACUGGCGAAACGCGUAAGGGAUACACUGGCGAAACACGUAAGGGACAAACGGAAGAGGCGCUUCGUAGGGCACUUGAGGGACACAGGCUUGAAACACGUAAGUGACACACGCGCGAGACGCUUCGUGGGGCACUUAGGGGACACAGGCUUAAAGCGCUUAAGGGACACACGGGCGAGGCACCUAAGGGACACAGGCUUGAAGCGCUUAAGGGACACACAUUUGAAGCAGGUAAGGCCCACCGAGACGAGACGCCUAUGCGUAAUGUGUAGAGUAUGGCUUUGAAUCUAUUUAUCUCUUCUCCACCUCCACCCGUCAGGGGCUGGCCGAACUUUGUAGCAUCCGUUCGGAGAUGACGGCCGAAAUUGCGGCGUGCCGCGACGUGGCAAACCAGCACGCGCGUCGGCACGCGGUGGACCUGCGCGAAGCCCAGCUUGCGGCAGCCACCUGCGCUGCGAAGCUCAACGAACAGCGAGCGGAAACUGAAAGAGCACAGAGCGCUGCACAAGCAGCUAUAACAGAAAUAGAAUCUGCUAAGAGAAGAGGCGAGGAGCAGGCGCGCCGUCUGGACCAGACGACAACAGAAUUCAAAGAGGCGCUUCGAGUUCAAGAAGAGGUAAGAGGAUACUAGAGUCGAGGUGCUGUAUUGACUCGGAUUCAUUUAUUGUAGGACAACAUUUUAUUUUCUCUCUCCGAACAUCAACAUGUGAGUGAAAUUAAUCUUCUGACAUAUGUAGCUGUCAUGCAUUCUGCACUCUGAUAUUUUUUUGAUGGUCUCCUCUGUCAACAAGCAUUCACCCAUUGACCUGUAUAUCUCUUUGCAUCAAAUCGAAUUAAGUAGGCGACGAAACCUAUUCAAUCCAAGAACCAUAUCAUGUCACACCAAGCUUCAAAAUAGAACGUACCAUAGUCAUAACCAAGACGACUACGUGCUCAUCUUCACAGAAAGCAGCUGCGGAGCUAUCGGAGUACGAGAAGGAGCUAGAGAAACAGAAAGAAAUCGUCAAGGGGCAACUCACUGAACACGCUGCUCACGUUGGCGCGAUGCAGAAAGCACACGAGAUGGAAAUGGCGGAAUUUCAGACGAAGCUCGCGUCGGCGGAGACUGCAAUCGAAGCGAAAAAAGGCAAUUAUUUGAUUUUGAUGAAAUAGAACAAGCAUCUUCAAGACCAAGGCAUGUCGUGUCUCCUCAGGGAUAGAGUCAUUUUUCGUGUAAGGGCAGCCACAACCAACAUAGCACUGUAGGGACAUACAACCACGGUGAAUAACGUGGGUCGUAUUUCUAGUUUCACAUUGUCUUCGUGUUGAUUUAAACUCUUCGUCGUACAUCACAUACCAACACAGAGUCCUGCACAGCGCUCGAGGACCAGAUAGCGCGACGAGACGAGGCCCUUCGCAAAGCGGCAAUCGACCUGGAAGAGUUCCGUGUUGCUCACAAACGCUAUCAAAGCGUGAAGCUUGAGCUUGCGCAGCGACAAAAUUACGGCAGAACUUGUCACUUAACUAGUGACUUCACCACUUAAAGCGACUGUCGCUGAACUAGUGAAUUCACCACUUAAAGCGGCUCUCGCUUAACUAGUGCCUAGACCACUGAAAGGGACUGACGCUUGAGUACUGACUUCACCACCUAAGCGAGCUGUCGCUUAAGUAGUGACUGCACCGCUUAAGCGAGCCGUCGCUUGGGUAGUGACUGCACCACUUAAGCGAGCCGAGCGAGCGUUUGCCUAAGUGGUGGCCGCAUCACUUAGAGGGAGGGUCGCCUAAGUAGUGACCGUACCCUUGAAACGCGCCUUUGCUUAAGUAGUGACUGCACCACUUGAAGCGCUUGUCACUUAAGUAGUGACCAGUCCUCUGCGCACGCAAUACCUUGCAUUUUUUUCUUUGCCGCCCGCACAGCCAUUAUUCCUACUUUCAUACUGACGACUUGGAGGCAGCACGCGCACAGGGCGCAGCGGAAGCCCGCGCGCUGAAGAGCGAGGCAAAGGAGGCUCGCGCGGCUCUCGAGCGCGCGCACGCAGACGUGGCUACUACGAAAGAAGAAGUGGUGUCGCUAAGAAAAAAACGGCACGAGGAAAAGGCCAAGUGGCUGGCGGAUGUUGCGGCACUGCGGGAGUGCAGCAAUGAGCAUGCGGCGGCUCUGCUUGGCGAAAUCGACGUGUUUAAGCGCAGAGCGGAAGACCGACAACGGGACGCAGAGGCUGCGCGCGCCGAGUGGCUGUCGGAGAAAGAGGCCUUGCAGAAGGCGUUUGCGCUCGAGCGGCAAGAGUGGACCAAACAAGCGGAGGAGCGAAGACGAGAAGACGAAGAACGGUAUAAUUGAUUCUUUUUGAAUAAGAGGUAUUUUUGAAUAAGAGGUAUAAGAAGUAGAAGCUCACUUGCAAUGGCGUUCUUCUAGUUGUUCGUCGAAAAACUAAAGAACUUUGAUUGUUGAUGAUGAUGCUGCUUCCUCAAUAUAAUCCCAUGACUUCCCAGGAUUGCCAAUCUUCUGGCAGAUGCCGAGCGGCAGCAUGCAGGCGCGCUUGAGUCUUCGCUCGCUGCGCAAGAAAAAGAACACGAAGAGCGAUACAAAACUGCGGUGUUGCGGCACUCUGAUUCUCUCCAAACUCUGGAAGCCCGUGUUCAGGCGGCUGCGAGCCACUCCCAACAACUCUCCGAGUUGGAACUGCAGAAGAAAACAGCCGAAUUUCAAAUCGAACGAGAACGCUUAGAAAGACGCUGCGCGGAUCUGCAGGAAGCAGAGACCAAGGCAACUGCGGACUCAGAGAAAACUUUAUGGAUUUGGCUUUGUUGGAGCCAAGAAAACUGAGUCCUUAGCAAAUGCGGUGUCCUCUUUAGGUACUCUUAUACGACACGUUUGUUUUUGCCGCGUUGGCAUUGGACUUCCGAUCAGAUAGAUAUUUUUCAAAACGGCUUUUCAUCUUUGAACUAAAUCUUUGUCUUCUAAUGCUGAAACGGGAGCUGGAGUCCGACCGACGGCAGUGGCGUGAUAAAGCGGAGCAGCUUGAGGCCGAGCAGCGGACUUUGAAGACGGAGGCUACAAAUUUACAGGAAGAAGUGACGCGCCUCAGAGAUAGGGAAACUGAAUUAGAGAAUGAGCGCGACCUUCGGACCAGACUCGAAGACGAACGGACCCAGUUUCUGGCGAGUAUAGAAACCAAAGAUCUCGGCAUUGCACAAUUGGAGGAAAAGGUUCUUAUUUGUUCAUCAACAUACAAAUGUUGUAAUCUACUUUUCAAGAUAGUAAGUCUUGAUCUUUUUAAGAUAGACCUUCAUAUUUUCGUGGCAGAUUUUGACAGCUACUAGUUUUCAUCCUGAUCCGUGGAUCACCAUUCUACAAGGACUCAACUAGGAGCGAAAGGGAGAAGUAUUUAUACUUUCGAAAGUCACUAAGGUCCAAACGACGCUUGCCGUAUACGAAUCGAAGUUGCGGUCAGUGCACCAACAGAAGGACUUUGAGUGCAAUAGCGUGUCGGCUAGUGUGCGCAGUGAGUACGAGGACCGACUCCGAGAGAUGGAGCAAAAGCUUAAAAAACAAUCCGAAGAGAAGACCGAACUAGAAAAAGCAUUAGAAGUUCUCGCACUACAGCAUCAUGAAUUAGUUGCGGAUAAAAAAGCCCUCACGAAAAACCUCGAUCAGCUGCGAAGAGCAUCGUAAGGGGCCUCGUGAAUUGCAACGAGCUUAUUUCUUCCUCUGGUGCCGGUGUCAAUUGUGUUGCAGCCGGAGCGGUUGUGGGUAUGCCACAGGGACUUGUAGAACGCUUUUUCACUGGUUAGAUUUGGACACGCAGUUUGCGCUGUGCAGCUUCAGACUUCGGCGGUCGUUUCAUUGCAAACAGCAUAAUAAUGACUUUGAUUACAUCUCCACGCACUAAAAAUGAACAAUAGACGUUUCCUGUGCUAUGAUAAAUAGCUGAAAUAGAUUUUUAAUGACACCGAGUUUCCUUGGGUGUUUGCAUCCAGAUACAGGCUCGUAUCCCUCUGACCACUUCUCGGAACUACCAGAAUAUUUUUCCAUACAACAUCAACCUUCUCCUUCAAUUUCUUACCCUAGACUAUCUUCACUCUUAACGUAUUAUGCUCAUUCUUCACGUCUCGUUCUCAUUCUUAACGUAUCCAUUGUUUACUUCAUUCUCAAUGCGUAUUUGUUUUCUAUCGUAUCACUUGCAGAAUAUCUUUCCGUCUCAGAAGGUAGCAAGAGCCGGAGUCUCCAAUGCAGAGCUAUAUCGAUAUCUCCAUGCGCGGAAAAAGUAUAUUUUAGUUCACUUACGUCACUGGGGUUGCCAUGAACCCAAAAUGCAAAACGCAGCUGCGCUGUUCUCGAUUUUUUGACGAAGGUGCAAAACGGUCCUUCGUUAUAUCCGCAGAGGGCGGGUAGUGAAUGUACUUGUUAUAAUGGCAUGCACAACUACGUGGAACUACUACAGGAGCCCUGCUUGGGUCGCGAC
Amoebophrya sp. A25 is the source of this 6195-nucleotide messenger RNA. The record is from the annotation of a GenBank genome assembly. Lineage: Eukaryota; Dinophyceae; Syndiniales; Amoebophryaceae.